AAUAUUUGAAGACAACAACCACAACUGUCGGUAGGAAAACAAAAUUGUGAAACACCAAACAAACACGUAUGAAAACAUCUCAAGAACAGCAUGUAUGCGGUUCGACAGUAGUACAAACUAUCAAUGCUCCGUUACCUCUAGUAUGGUCGAUCCUACGUCGAUUUGAUAACCCAAAAACAUUUAAACAUUUCGUAAAAACUUGUAAACUACGCUCCGGCGAUGGAGGAGAAGGCUCUGUCCGUGAAGUCACGGUGGUUUCCGAUCUUCCGGCGAGUUUUAGCCUAGAAAGAUUAGAUGAACUUGACGAUGAGUCUCAUGUGAUGGUGAUCAGCAUUAUUGGUGGUGAUCAUCGUUUGGUUAAUUACCAGUCGAAAACUACGGUGUUUGUGGCGGCGGAGGAGGAGAAGACAGUGGUUGUGGAGAGUUAUGUGGUGGAUGUGCCGGAAGGAAAUACUGAGGAAGAAACUACGUUGUUUGCUGAUACUAUCGUUGGGUGUAAUCUUAGGUCAUUGGCUAAGUUAUCGGAGAAGAUGAUGGAGCUCACUUAAAGUUGUAAAAGUCGUGGGAUUGUAAUAAUAGUAUUAGUUUUUAGAAUUUAAAAGUAAAACUCUUACAUUUUUACGAGGUUUUGGAUAUAUAGCAACUAGCAAAAUAUGCUUAUUCAACUGGGAAUAAUAUAGGUAUAAUUAUGUAUUUAUAUGUCUUGUGAAAUUA
Arabidopsis thaliana (thale cress) is the source of this 714-nucleotide messenger RNA. It is a transcript of the gene PYL12, whose product is annotated as PYR1-like 12. The record is from RefSeq and is marked reviewed. The transcript has a single exon. NCBI's taxonomy places the organism in Eukaryota, Viridiplantae, Streptophyta, Magnoliopsida, Brassicales, Brassicaceae. Gene Ontology annotation, molecular function: protein phosphatase inhibitor activity. The coding region runs from base 69 to 548 and encodes 159 amino acids. Gene Ontology annotation, cellular component: nucleus; cytoplasm; plasma membrane.